AUGGCCAAGAAGAUGCCCACCAAGGGCGCCAAAGCCAAAAAGGGCGCCGCCGCUCGCACGGCCUCGCGCGGCAAGGGCAACGCUCGCAACAACCCGCGAGCCUUCAAGGCGGCGUCGGGCCCAAAGGCCAUGCAGCGCUCGGCGCACCGCGCGCUCGAGAAGCAGGAGCGGCAGUACCACGUGGCGCUCACUGACCGAGCGGUCGAGGUGGCGGUGCAGCCUCCCAUCGUCGUCGCCGUCGUCGGUCCCGCCGGCGUCGGAAAGUCGACCGUGAUCCGCUCGCUCGUCAAGCACUGGACCAAGCAAAACCUCAAGGAGACGCACGGGCCGGUGACGGUGGUGACAGGCAAGUCCCGCCGCGUCACGCUCAUAGAGUGCCCAAACGACCUCAACGCGAUGUGCGAUCUCGCCAAGGCGACGGCCGCCGCCGCCGCCGCCGCCAUAGCCGCCGGCCGCCGGCCGCUGAGCUGUCGCCUCCGUGUCCACGGCUUCCCGCGCGUGAUGGGCGUGCUCACGCACCUCGACUCCUUCACCAACGCCGCGGCGCUGCGCCGCGCCAAAAAGACGCUCAAGCACCGGUUCUGGACGGACAUCUACGACGGCGCGAAGCUCUUCUACCUGUCGGGGCUCAAGCACGGCCGCUACCCAAAGGCCGAGAUCACCAACCUCGCCCGCUUCCUCGCGGUGAUCAAGCGCAACACCCACCCCUUCGUCCUCGCCGACCGGUUCGAGGACGUCACCGAGCCGGCCGCCCUUGCGAGGGACGAGCUCGUCGAGCGGACGGUGAGCAUGUACGGCUGGGUGCGAGGCACCUUCCUCCUCCCAGGCUCGCGACCUCCCGCCCUCGAGCUGUGCACAGCGUCUCCCCACGCCCCCACACCCCCCUCGGGCCGCGAUCUGACGUACGACCGCGACGCGGUGUACGUCAACAUCCCGGACAGCGCGAUCCGCUUCUCGCAGGGCAAGGGGGUGGCGGGCGAGGGCGAGGACGAGGGCGGCGAGGGCGAGGGCGGCGGCGACGGCGGCGGCGAGGAGGGCGGCGAGGUUGGCGGCGAGGACGUGGCGAUGGUCAAAGGGCUGCAGCGGGUUGGGGAGGCGGCCGGCCUCGACGAGCAGCUGCGAGGGGCGAGCCUGCAGCUCUUCGCGGGAGGGGCGGCGAUCGAGGGCGGCGGGGGCGGGGGCGAGGGCCAGGGCGGCGGUCGCGUGCGCAGGCCGGUCCAGUUCGGAGAUGACGCGGCCGGUCCGGCUGGGCUGCCGGCUGGGCUGGGCCGCGCACGGGCGCUCGCGUACGAGUCUGGCGCCGAGGGGUCGAUGUGGGAGGGUGGCGACGCUGGCGACGGCGAGGGGGGCCUGGCGGAGGAGGGCAGCGAAGACGACGACGACGACGACGACGACGACGACGAGGAGGAGGAGGGAGGGGAGGGCAGCGGCGAGGAGGGCGGCAGCGACAGCGGCGAGGAGGAGGGCGAGGAGGAGGAGGAGGAGGAGGGGGCGGAGUGGAAGCUUGGCCUCGCCGAGCGGGCGGCGGCGGCGCACGCGGCGCGGAGGACCGAUUGGGGCAAGCUCGUGUACGGAGGCGGCGGCGUCGGUUCGCUCGGCUCGCUCGGGCCGCUCAACCCGCUCUGGGAAGGGUUCGAGCACGACGCGGCCGCGCUCGACUGCUCGCGGCCGCCGCAGCGCCGCGCGCCGCGCCGCGACUGGACCGGGCCGGAGCAGCGCGAGAGCGUGAUUGACCGUUUCGUCACGGGCGACUGGGGCGCGAGAGCCGGCGGUGGCGCCGACGCCGACGGGGGAGGCAGCGAGUGCGGGUCGGACGAGGGCGGGUUUGAGGACCUCGAGACUGGCGAGGUGGCGGGCGAGGGGGGCGGCGACGGCGAGGACGACGACCCGGAGGCGGCGGAAGCGGCCGAGGCGGAGGCGCGCCGGCAGCGCAAGCUUCAGAAGAAGGUUCGAUUCGAUUCGGGGUACGACGACGGCGACGCAGAGGGCGGGGGUGAGGAGGGCGAGGAGGGCGAGGAGGGCGAGGAGGGCGAGGAGGAGGAGGAGGGCGGCGGCGGCGGCGGCGGCGGCCGUGGCCGCAGCGGCACGUCUGCGCUGCGGCCCGGGCAGGAGCUCUUCGAGGAGGAGGCGGGCAUGGUGGAGCUCUUCGAGGAGGACCCGUGGAUCGUCGAGCAGCGCAGGCAGCAGGCGGAGCAGCGGAGGAGGAACCGAGAGCUGACUGAGUCGCUCGCCUCGCUGCCUCCGGACGAGCGCGCGGCGGUGCAGGGCUACGCGCCGGGCUCGUACGUGCCGUGCGAGUUGCCGCGCAAUUUCGAGCCGCGCUUCCCGCUCGUCCUCGGGGGGCUGCUAUCGGGCGAGGAGCGGCUGGGCCUCGUCUCGAUGCGCGUCAAGAAGCACCGCUGGCAACGAGGAGUCGCUCCCACGCACAAGAAGGUGCUCAAGUCGCAGGACCCGCUCACCUUCUCCGUCGGCUGGCGCCGCUUCCAGAGCCUGCCGCUCUACUACGUGCCACCAAACACGGGCGUGCUCUGCUUCCAGACGGACGCACGCAAGAGCUUCCGCAUCUCCGCCACGGGCGUCGUGCUCGAGGUCGCGGCGAACCUCAAGGUGGUCAAGAAGCUGAAGCUGGUCGGCUCGCCGUUCAAGGUCUUCAAGAACACCGCCUUCAUCAAGGACAUGUUCACCUCCGCGCUCGAGGUUGCAAAGUUCGAGGGCGCCGCCCUCCGCACCGUCUCGGGCGUGCGCGGCCAGGUCAAGCGCGCGCUGCAGGCCGACGACGGCACGUUCCGCGCAACCUUCGAGGACAAGCUGCUCCGCUCCGACCUCGUGCUGCUCAAGGCUUGGGUGCCCGUCCCGCUGCCGACGCUGUACAACCCCGUCUCCAACCUGCUCGCGCCGCACGGGCGCGGCUGGCUGCGCAUGCGCACGGGCGCCGAGGCGCAGCGCCGAGCUGAGAGACGAGUGCGCGCCGAGCUGGGCGCCGCGCCGCGCGUCAACGCGGACUCGCUGUACAAGCCCAUCGAGCGCGCGCCGCGCCGCUUCAACAAGCUGGCCGUGCCAAAGGCGCUGCAGGCCGCGCUGCCGUACAAGUCCAAGCCGAAGCUCGACGCUCCCUCCGCCGCGAAGAAGCCGCGCAAGGGGUCGCUCAAGGCGCUGCGCGCCGUCGUGGCGGAGCCGGAGGAGCGCGCGGCGGCCAAGCUGAUGCAGCAGGUGCGCCGCGCCGCGCACGCCAAGAAGGCGGCGCGCGAGGAGGGCGAGAAGGCGGCGGCCACCAAGCAGGUGCGCAAGAAGCGGUACGUGAAGCAGGGCCUCGAGGAGAAGAAGCGCUCGCGCGGCGGGGCGGGCGGAGAUGCGGACGAUUGA
Emiliania huxleyi CCMP1516 is the source of this 3363-nucleotide messenger RNA. RefSeq lists its product as hypothetical. Gene Ontology annotation, biological process: ribosome biogenesis; maturation of SSU-rRNA from tricistronic rRNA transcript (SSU-rRNA, 5.8S rRNA, LSU-rRNA); endonucleolytic cleavage of tricistronic rRNA transcript (SSU-rRNA, 5.8S rRNA, LSU-rRNA). The record is from RefSeq and is a predicted model, not a curated record. NCBI's taxonomy places the organism in Eukaryota, Haptophyta, Isochrysidales, Noelaerhabdaceae. The transcript has 12 exons. Gene Ontology annotation, cellular component: 90S preribosome; nucleus. Bases 1 to 3363 code for a protein of 1120 amino acids. Gene Ontology annotation, molecular function: GTP binding; GTPase activity; U3 snoRNA binding.